Molecule: messenger RNA, 1259 nt
Organism: Osmerus eperlanus (European smelt)
Lineage: Eukaryota; Metazoa; Chordata; Actinopteri; Osmeriformes; Osmeridae
Gene: skp1
Product: S-phase kinase-associated protein 1
Exons: 6
Coding region: 101-592 (163 amino acids)
Biological process (GO): SCF-dependent proteasomal ubiquitin-dependent protein catabolic process
Cellular component (GO): nucleus; cytoplasm
Molecular function (GO): cullin family protein binding
Source: RefSeq, a predicted model, not a curated record
ACAAAGCGUUGCUGGCCAGAGAGUUCCAGUGGUUGCCUGCUUCGGUCGGGCCCUGUUGACGUUUAACAUUUAUCUCUGGAUCUGCUGUUAAUCAUUCAUAAUGCCUACCAUUAAACUGCAAAGCUCUGACGGGGAGAUAUUUGAGGUGGAUGUUGAGAUAGCGAAGCAGUCUGUCACGAUCAAGACAAUGUUGGAAGAUCUGGGUAUGGACGACGAAGGCGAUGAUGACCCCGUCCCACUCCCAAACGUGAACGCAGCCAUCCUCAAGAAGGUGAUCCAGUGGUGUACCCACCACAAAGACGACCCCCCUCCUCCAGAGGACGAUGAGAACAAGGAGAAGAGGACGGACGACAUCCCCGUCUGGGACCAGGAGUUCCUCAAGGUGGACCAGGGGACCCUCUUUGAGCUCAUCCUGGCUGCCAACUACCUGGACAUCAAGGGGCUCCUGGACGUGACGUGUAAGACUGUGGCCAACAUGAUCAAGGGCAAGACCCCGGAGGAGAUCCGGAAGACCUUCAACAUCAAGAACGACUUCACGGAGGAGGAGGAGGCCCAGGUACGUAAGGAGAACCAGUGGUGUGAAGAGAAGUAGAGUACACUACCAGCUGAGAGGGUCCCCCCCCACACACACACAGGCACUGUUCAUACUGUUAAUAUUUACACUCUGUAGAGCUAGAGGCAGACACCCCCCCACACACCUGUACUCCAUAGCAUGGCUGUUUCCAUCGCUUCUGUGGUGCAGAAUAAUUUAAAUAAAGGCUUGUUCCUGUUUUACUUCACGUGCUUCACUUCACCUUGAAUAUAAGUUUAGUCUGGUCCAUUUUCUCCCCCCUCUCUCUCUCCCAACCCCCCCCCCUCUGAUUUCAAGAUUAGAUGCAUUCUGCCCAGUUUUGAAUUGCUCUGAUUGUCUUUUAUACUGGACAUGUCAUUGUUUUUGUUGUUGGGAGUCAACUGAGAAAAUCGUUUUUUUUUGUUGACAGUUGACAAAUGAGCCCAGUGCUAAUUGUUUUGUAAAAGCAGGCUCUUUGUGGUGUCCUCUCCGUCACAUGAAGGGGAUGAUCGGCUCUAGGGUAUUGUGUACGGGGUGAAAUGUGUGUAAACAUGUCCUGUGGACUGGAAAUAGCUGUGUCUGUCGCAGGCGAGGUGUUCUCCUCGGAAAACCUUUUUUUUUUUUUCUGAGUUCUGCUCUGAAGGUGACAUUUAGGAAUAUCAACCAUUAUAAGUUCCAGAAGUAAAUGAAAUAAAUACAAAAAAAAAAA